This is a messenger RNA of Tripterygium wilfordii, 1679 nucleotides long. Its product is annotated as omega-hydroxypalmitate O-feruloyl transferase-like. Gene Ontology annotation, molecular function: acyltransferase activity, transferring groups other than amino-acyl groups. The record is from RefSeq and is a predicted model, not a curated record. Lineage: Eukaryota; Viridiplantae; Streptophyta; Magnoliopsida; Celastrales; Celastraceae. The transcript is spliced from 3 exons. The coding region runs from base 115 to 1443 and encodes 442 amino acids.
UUAAAUACAAGGUUUAUGUUCUUAUAACCACUAUAAAUUUCAGUUAUAGGAAUUUCAGGUACUGGAGUUUUUUUGCGCUCUUUUCAGUUGAAAGAACUUCUUCAGCUAUUUCACAUGGUUGUGGAGUCUGUAACAAUGGAGAAGUACUCUAGUGGCAGGGAAAAUAUUGAACAACUCAUUGUUAAGCAAGGAGAGCCAACUCUAAUUCCUCCAGCAGAAGAGACCCCAAAAGGUCUCUAUUUUCUCUCUAAUCUGGAUCAAAACAUUGCGGUUAUGGUCGGAACCAUUUACUGCUUCAAGUCAGAUAAGAUUGGGAAUGAAGAAUCAGGAGAAGUGAUCAAGAAUGCAUUGAAAAAGGUUCUUGUUCAUUACUAUCCGCUCGCCGGAAGAUUAACAAUAAGCUCUGAGGGAAAACUUGUUGUAGACUGUAAUGGAGAAGGCGCUAUCUUUCUUGAGGCUGAAGCAAACUAUGAAAUGGACAAGAUUGGUGACAUAACCAAGCCAGACCCUAAGACUCUUGGGAAGCUGCUUUAUGAAGUUCCUGGUGCAAAAAAUAUACUAGAUAUGCCUCCUUUGGUUGCUCAGGUGACAAAAUUCAAAUGUGGGGGAUUUGUUCUUGGACUCAGAAUGAACCACUGUAUGUUUGAUGGCAUUGGUGCUAUGGAGUUUGUGAAUUCAUGGGGAGAAACGGCCAGAAACCUGCAGCUAACGAUUCCACCAUACCUUGACAGAAGCAUACUCAAGGCUCGGAACCCACCAAAGAUCGAUCAUAUCCACCAAGAAUUUGCAGAGAUUGAGGACAAAUCAAACAUUAGUGAACUCUACACUGAUGAAAAUAUUUACAGGUCCUUCUGUUUCGAUCCCGAAAAGCUUGGAGAAGUCAAGGCUAGAGCUAUCCAACAUAAGUAUAUUGACAAGUGCACCACAUUUGAAGCCCUCUCAGCAUUCGUGUGGAGGGCUCGAACCAAGGCACUAAAUAUGCAGCCUGAACAAGAAACAAAGCUCCUAUUUGCUGUUGAUGGAAGGCCUAAGUUCAAUUCACCACUCCCAAAAGGAUACUUUGGAAACGGAAUUGUAUUGACAAAUUCUAUAUGCAAAGCAGGGGAACUACUCGAGAAGCCUCUAGCGUUCGCAGUAGGGCUAGUUCAGGAUGCAGUCAAGAUGGUUACAGAUAGUUACAUGAGAUCAGCCAUAGACUACUUUGAAGUAACAAGAGCUAGGCCAUCUUUAUCUUGCACUCUUUUAGUGACAACUUGGUCUAGGCUACCUUUCCAUACUACGGACUUUGGAUGGGGUGAGCCUGUGCUCUCAGGGCCAGUGGCAUUGCCAGAGAAGGAAGUCAUCUUGUUCUUAUCACAUGGAAAAGAGAGAAGGAGCAUAAAUGUGCUUCUGGGUUUGCCAGCUUCUGCCAUGAAAACCUUCCAAGAACUCAUGGAGGAAUAAAAACACACAGAACAAACAUCCUUAUGCUUCAAUGAUUUUCAAUGUAUUUUGUUGUUGUUCUUUAACAGUGUUUGUCAUGGAACUGAAAGCUUCUCAAAUUUAAAUACUUUAGAGUUUAAAUUGAUUAAGACAAGUGAAAUAUGUGUUGUCAAGGUUAAUAUGUAUCUACCAUCUCAAAUAUUACAAUAUUACAUUUGAUAAUUUCAAAUGCUAAAAAGAAGCACCAGUUUACUAUC